GUCACAACACUAAUCAACCAUUUAUUGAAUCAUAAAUUGAUUAAUGAAUUUAAAAAUACAUUUCAAUUCAAUUGAAUGAUCGGUGAAUCAAAUGAUGUGUUUAUGAAUGCCUUAUAAUCUAUAGUUUGCUCGCAUUUCCACUCAUUAUCUCAAUCUGUGACCAAUUGUUGUGUGAAUUCAAUCCAAACAACAUUUAAUGUUUGUUUGCAUUCAUUGAACACUUUUGUCUCAAUUGAUUGUCAUCUGAUCCCAAGACAUGUUGGCAUCCAAUGAAAGCGCAGACAUUUGGGUCGAGACGAAGACCGGCGACGGAAAGAGCUAUUACUAUAACGCGAAGACUCGAGAGACCACUUGGACUAAACCCGACGCUAAGAUUGUCACUCAGGAACAGUUGGCCAACACUUCGGCCACCGAUGAAGCAAAAGCUGAAGACAACGGUAAUACCGAACGUAAGGGUGAUCCCAACAUAAUGGCCAACAAUGGUAUGGGAGCACCGGUUAUGGGCGGACCCCCCGGUGGUCUACAACAGCCGCCACUCUUCGCACACCCGCCUCCGCGAGGAUUUAUGCCGCCAUUUAUGCAUCCGAUGUCUCACUCCGUGCCGCCAUUUGGUCCGUUUGGUGGUCUACCGCCGGGAUUCCCAGCCCCGCCCUGGGCUUCACAAUUACCCGUUGUUCCUAUGGCUAACUCGGAUCCGAUUAAACAGCAAAUGCUUUUUGACCCGUCGAUUGAGCCCGAGAUUAGAAUCGCUGCCUCGGAAUGGACUGAAUAUAAGACACCCGAAGGAAACAGGAACAGUUGGCCAACACUUCGGCCACCGAUGAAGGCUGAUCCCAACAUAAUGGCCAACAAUGGUAUGGGAGCACCGGUUAUGGGCGGACCUCCCGGUGGUCUACAACAGCCGCCACUCUUCGCACACCCGCCUCCGCGAGGAUUUAUGCCCCCAUUUAUGCAUCCGAUGUCUCACUCCGUGCCGCCAUUUGGUCCGUUUGGUGGUUUACCGCCGGGAUUCCCAGCCCCGCCCUGGGCUUCGUUGUAUUAUUUUAGUAACAAAACACAGCAAUCCGUUUGGGAGAAACCCAAAGCACUCGUCGAUUUGGACGAAGCGAUCGCAAAGUCACAGAAACAGAUGGAAGAGAAGGCAAAGUUAGAGAAAGAGAUGAAGAACGGAGAGGUAAGGAGUGAGGUAUUGAACGAAGCAAUUAAGAGCGAACACCAACAGUUGCUUCUCGAGUUCUUUGGCCUGUUUUUCCAUCUUGGCCAAGCGCUAUUCUGGUGUGUUGUGUGGACGGGUGACGGCAGAGUCUUCUUCUACAACCCAAGUACUCGCACUUCUCUCUGGGAAUGCCCUCAAGAGCUCCAAAAUCGGUCGGACGUCGAGAAGUUAGUGAAAGGACCGCCCAAACAGUCGGACUCCGAAACCGGCGAAAAGAGGGUCAUUGAGAUUAAAGAGGAGAAACCGAAUAAAAAACAAAAAAAAAUUGAAGAAAACGAAGAGAAAGAGGCGAAGAAAGACGGAACGUCUGAAGCGGAACUGUUGGCCGCCAAACAGCGCGAAACUAUUCCUCUGGAGAGGUUGUCAACGAAGAGCUCAAGAAACCGGACAAAAAGGUGUGUUGUGUGGACGGGUGACGGCAGAGUCUUCUUCUACAACCCAAGUACUCGCACUUCUCUCUGGGAAUGCCCUCAAGAGCUCCUAAACCGGUCGGACGUCGAGAAGUUAGUGAAAGGACCGCCCAAACAGUCGGACUCCGAAACCGGCGAAAAGAGGGUGUCGGCGUUCUCCACGUGGGAAAAAGAGUUGCAUAAAAUAGUUUUCGACGCCCGGUAUCUGAUCCUAACAUCACGCGAACGAAGACAAGUGUUUGAGAAGUACGUGAAGGAAAGGGCAGAAGAGGAGCGGCGAGAGAAGAGGCAGCGGUUGAAGCAGCAAAAGGACGACUACCGGAAGCUUCUGGAGAGCGCAGGUUUGGGUUCAAAGUCAUCGUUCAGUGAAUUCGCUCAGACGUACGCCAAAGAAGAGCGCUUCAGGAAUAUUGAGAAAAUGCGUGAAAGAGAAUCCAUUUUCAAUGAUUUUAUAUCUGAUUUAAGGAAAAAGGAAAGGGAGGAAAAGGCCGCCUCUCGUGAAAAGGCGAGAAAUGGAUUCUUGGAGUUACUGAAAGAGCAGACAUAUCUGGAGCGCAACUCUUCGUGGACUGAAGUGAAAGAGAAAAUUCGCGACGAUUUGCGAUACAGAGCUCUGGACAGCAGUUCUACCAAAGAAGACAUGUUUCGACAUUACGUCUCGCGCCUGGAGUCGAACCGAAACAACGGUUCGGAUAUCGAAAACUCAGAUAAAGAUAUGAAAGAGCGUGAAAAACAGGAAAGAAUUAAAGCGAGUCUAAUGGAAAGGGAACGCGAAGUGAAUCGCGAAUUGUCGGCACAUCUGCGCGAACGCGACAAAGAGAGGGAACAACACAAACACACGGAAGCGAUCGACAACUUUAGCGCACUAUUGACUGAUUUGGUCCGCAAUUGUGACAUCUCUUGGAGAGACGCGAAGAAGACCAUUAAGAAGGAUCACAGAUGGGAAUUAGUGGAAGCGCUCGACAGGGAAGAGAGGGAGAAGCUGUUCAACGCUCACAUCGAUAAUCUCUUUAAGAAAAAGAGGGAAAAGUUUAGAGAAUUAUUGGAUGAACUGAAAGACGUGACGCUCUCUACUGUUUGGCGCGAUAUUAAGCGAGAAAUCAAAGAAGACUCGCGUUAUAUGAAGUUUUCGUCCAGUGAUCGCAAAUGCGAGCGAGAGUUCAGGGAAUAUAUGAAAGACAGGUUAACCGCCGCUAAGAAUGAGUUCAGAGAUCUACUCAAAGAGACGAAAAUCAUAACAUUUAAGUCAAAGAAGUUGAUGGAAGAGUCAGAUCAGCAUUUACUGGACGUCGUGGCCAUUCUUCAGAACGACAAACGCUAUCUCGUGUUGGAUACGUACGAAGACGAGCGCAGACAUCUGCUCAUGAACUACAUCACUGAAUUGGACCGCUCGGGUCCGCCCAAACCCAUCACCAGCUCUGAUCCCACCCGAAGAACAAAAUGAAUCCAUUAUUAUUUUAACAUAAAUUUCCGACAAUUUCUUUUCAUUACUAAAUAAUUUGUUUGCAAUUUUUAUAUCAAAAUUAUUUUGAAAAGUACUUUAUUUUAUCAUAAGUCGCAACCAAAUGGAUAUUUAUGUCAAUUAAUGAUUACUUACUUUCAUUAUCACUCGAUUUGUCACUCAAUUUAUAUCAUUUUAUUAAAAGACUGUUUUUUGAACGCA
Medioppia subpectinata is the source of this 3289-nucleotide messenger RNA. The record is from the annotation of a GenBank genome assembly. Lineage: Eukaryota; Metazoa; Arthropoda; Arachnida; Sarcoptiformes; Oppiidae.